AACGCGUUCUGCGAGGUAAAUCGAUUGGUCGAUACGAUCCAUUCGAUCUAUCGUUUUAUGAAAUGAUAUCCCCGCCUCGGUUAGACUUCCUUUAUUUUGGUAGCGGCGUAGAAAUACCAAAUACUUAUAGCAAACGAAUUCGAACCCGUGUUACCCGUGAAUUGUAGUAUUCCUCGUUCGAUUCUGUCUCGUAUUCCGCUUAAGUCAUGAUUCGACCAUUUUUUGAUCCACACAGCCGACAUUCUCUUGGCAGGAAAUGCCGGCUAAUCUUCUAUCAAAAGUUCAGUAAACUUUCUGCCCUACACUUUUGUUUAGUAAAUCGUUUUAAGCAACACUAGCACAAUCUUAGAAUGUAAAAUGUACGAAUGUACAAUGCAAAUUCUUUGCUGAACAUUUGCUAAAGAAUUUGCCACCUCCACACGAUGUGAUCUGAUAAUUAAUAUUGUAAUCUAAACGUUUUUCGGAAUAUGAUUUUUAUAAUACGGUAUCGAUAUUGUUCGAGUUAAAAUUUCAUUUAUUGUUCAAUAUCUUUUUACGGUAAUCUCUUUUUCAAAACGAAUGCAUCCGCGCUCGUUCAAGAUGCGUUAUUCAAGAUUCCAGGAAUCAUGCAUUUAACACGCAUGGAUUAAGUAAGCGUGUGUUGUGAGUUCUAUAUGUAGUCACCGUUCCAAAUCUAGAUACAUGUUUGUAGGUAGUUGGGUUGCCUUGUAAAAAUGUCUCAACAUAGAAUGUCUGAUGUCAUCAGUGUGCUUAAAGGAGUUAAAGCAGUGACCGAUGCUGCUAUAAAGCAUCAAGAAAAGUCGAUUAAACAUAUAAUACAAACUUCGAGCAUAAAAACUUGUGCAGAAAAAUGUGUGAGGAAUAACGCAAGGAAAUUGGGUAAUAUAAAACCAAGUAAGGUUCCUAGUCAAGUAACGGAACAGCUGAAAGAAGUAGCAGAACGGAUAAAUGUCGUUGAGAAAGGUAUAAUUGAAUUUAUGAAAUUUAAAGCUAGCGAAACUAUUGGAACACCGUUUAAUGAAAUUACUCCUGUAACAUCGAGUAAAUCCAAGUUACAUGUUUAUAAUCCUGCUAAAGAUCCUAAAGAAAUAGUAGUUGUAAUGGAUGUUUCGGAUAUUAAAGCAGAAUCUGCGGAUAAUAUACAAGAUAAACAAAAUAAAUCUGUAACAAAGAAAUAUACAACUGUAAAGGAAAAAAUCGAAACGAUAUCUAAAUUAGAUAACGAAAUACCGAAGAUCGAACUUUCGGAAAAAGAUAAGGAAAUUUUAAGACGACUAGAAUUAGAGCAUGAAGAAAAUACAAGAAGCCAGAAAACGAAACAAGAUGAUUUGCCAAAAACUUAUUCGAAAAAUAAAAAUGCGGACAUAAUUAUGGAAAAGCCUCGAGCUAAACCAUCUAUUAGACCAAAGCAAACUCUUUCACCUAGCGCAAAAGCACAAAAAGUUCCAGCAACUAGAUUACAAAGGAUGAUGAGUUUCGGGACAUUAGGAAUUGGUUUAGGCGUUGGUACGGUUGCAGAGUAUACACGCAGAACAUUAGGAUUGAAAAAACAAAGUCUUGGAGAUACGUUUGACAAUAUGUUUCUUACCAAAGCAAAUGCAGAACGAAUAGUUUCAACUUUAUGUAAAGUAAGAGGUGCAGCUUUAAAAAUUGGACAAAUUUUAAGUAUACAAGAUGAAACUAUUAUCAGUCCUGAAUUGCAACAAAUUUUUGAACGAGUUAGACAAAGUGCUGAUUUUAUGCCAAAAUGGCAAGUUGAGAAAGUACUAGCUAAUGAACUUGGACAUGAUUGGAGAAGCAAAUUAGCCACAUUUGAAGAAAAACCAUUUGCUGCAGCUUCGAUUGGUCAGGUACAUCAUGGUGCUUUACUGAAUGGGCAGGAUGUUGCAAUAAAAAUUCAAUAUCCUGGUGUAGCUAUGGGUAUUCAAAGCGAUGUUGAAAAUUUAGUGGGCAUAAUGAAGCUUUGGAAUUUGUUUCCAAAAGGUAUGUUUAUAGAUAACUUAGUAGAAGUAGCAAAACGAGAACUUGCUUGGGAAGUUGAUUAUAUUCGAGAAGCAGACUGUACACGAAAUUAUAAAAAACUUAUGCAACCUUAUCCAGAUUAUUACGUUCCUGCUACAAUAGAUGAAUUAUCAACGAGUCAGAUUUUUACAACUGAAAUGAUAGAUGGUAUUCCAGUAGACAAAUGUAUGAACAUGGAUAUGGAGAUAAGAGAACGCAUUUGCAAAUUAAUAAUGCGUUUAUGCCUUAAGGAAUUAUUUGUUUUCCGAUAUAUGCAAACUGACCCGAAUUGGUCGAAUUUUUUCUAUAAUCCUGAUACAAGACAAUUAAUAUUAUUAGACUUCGGUGCAUGUCGGGAAUAUGAUAAGUCGUUCAUGGAUAAAUACAUUGAAAUAAUUUAUGCUGCAAGCGAAGGUGAUCGUGAUAAAAUUUUAAACUUAUCUAAGGAAAUGGGAUUUCUUACGGGUUACGAAUCUAAAAUCAUGGAAGAAGCUCAUGUUGAUGCAGUAAUGGUUUUAGGUCAAGUAUUUGAUAAAAAUCAUAAAUAUUAUGAUUUUGGUGGACAAGAUGUAACUAAACGAAUACAGUCAUUAGUUCCAACAAUAUUAGAUCAUAGACUUUGCCCUCCACCUGAAGAGAUAUAUAGUUUACACCGAAAGUUGUCAGGUGUUUUUUUGUUAUGUGCUAAACUUCAAGUUAAAAUAAACUGUCGUGAUAUGUUUCGCGAAGUCUAUGCAAAUUAUAAAUUUGGUUGAUGUAAUUUAGCUGUAAAUAAAUACAUUAUAGUCCUAAAUAUAUUUACAUAA
Messenger RNA from Megachile rotundata (alfalfa leafcutting bee), 2807 nucleotides. It is a transcript of the gene Coq8, whose product is annotated as ubiquinone biosynthesis protein COQ8, mitochondrial. Gene Ontology annotation, biological process: ubiquinone biosynthetic process. Lineage: Eukaryota; Metazoa; Arthropoda; Insecta; Hymenoptera; Megachilidae. The record is from RefSeq and is a predicted model, not a curated record.